AUGCCUGCCUGGUGGAUCUCUCUGCUGAGUGUGGAACUAUUACUUUUAGCAAAUGCUUACUCAAGUUUCCGGAUUGAACCGACAGAAGGUAGCCUUGCGGGGGGAACAUGGAUCACCCUUGUUUUUGACGGUUUGGAAACAAGUAUUCUUUACCCCAACAAUGGCUCUCAGUUGGAGAUAGACCUGGUGAAUGUGGCAACACCCGCCUUGAAGAUCCCUUGUGACAUCUCUCCCCUCUUCGUGGAUUUGCCCGUGGUGACGUGCCAGACGAGGUCUCUUCCAUCAGAAGCACAUGCAGGUCUGUAUUCUCUGGAGAUACGCUCUGGGGAGCAACUGCUAGGCAGCCCGUGCACCAGAUCACUGGACAACUGUACUUUCAAGUUUUCCAAGGAGCAGACACCUGUUUUAUAUCAAGUUAACCCAUCAAGUGGAGUUCCAGGAGAAGUAGUGCAUGUGUAUGGCUGGGUCAUCACUGAUCGGAUGGAAACCUUUGAUCCUGAUGUGGACUACAUGGAGAGCCCAUUAAUCCUGGAAGCUGAAGGAGACAAAUGGCUUACUCCUUGUUCUCUUGUAAACAGGAAGACAGGAAUCUGUUUUCCCAUCCAGGAGGAACAUGGCCUUGGGACUGUGCAGUGUCGCGUGGAAGGCAAUUAUAUUGGUUCCCAAAAUAUUAGUUUCUCAGUAUUUAACAAAGGAAGGUCGAUGGUGCAUAAGGAAGCCUGGCUGAUCAGUGCUAAACAGGAACUGUUCCUGUACCAGACAUACCCAGAAAUCCACUCUGUGUUUCCAAAAGUUGGGAGCCUUGGGGGAAGAACAGACAUCACUAUUAUUGGAGAUUUCUUUGACCCUUCUGCCCGGGUUACCAUUGCAGGCAUUCCAUGUGAUAUUAGACAUGUGUCUCCCAGGAAGAUUGAGUGCACCACCAGGGCUCCAGGAAAUGGAGCAAGGCUCACUGCUCCCCAGGCAGGUAAUCGAGGACUCCUUUUUGAAGUUGGAGAUGCUGUUAAGGAUGAGGAGCUGACUGAAGCCACCCCAGGGUACAGGUGGCAGAUAGUUCCUAAUGCUAGUUCUCCAUCUGGCUUUUGGUCCAAGGAAGGGAGACCUUUCAGAGCACGGCUCAGCGGGUUCUUCAUGGCUCCAGAGACCAACAAUUACACAUUCUGGAUCCAGGCAGACAGCCAAGCUUUCUUGCGUUUCAGUUCUUCAGAGGAGCCAAGGAUGAAGGUAGAAGUGGCUUCCAUUGCAGUUGGCACUGCUGACUGGUUUGACUCUUGGGAGCAGAACGGGAAUGAAGGGAGCUGGCACCAGAAGACAAAUAAGCUGGAGCUGCAGGGCGGAGCCCAGUACUACUGGGAAGCAGAGCAGCAUGGGAUAGCUCCCAGCAGGGGGAUGAGAAUUGCUGUCCAGAUCCACAACACCUGGCUGAAUCCAGAUGUGGUCAACACUUACCUUCUGGAGAAACACCAGAUCCGAGCCCAAGCCCAGAGACUUCCAGAAAUACAGGUGUUGAACAUGUCAGGUAAAGGAAACUUUUUCCUUACUUGGGGCAAUGUCUCCAGUCAACCAGUUCCUGCAAAUGCCACAGCCCAACAGAUCCAAACCAUCAUCGAGGAGUUGCUGGUGGUGAAAUGCAAUCUGGUACCCCUUUCAGCUCGAGUUCUCCUCUGGCUUGGAUUUGAGCAAGGCUUAGAUGGAGCCAGGUCUGAUGGGGUCCUCACCAGUUCAACCGAACCCUUCUGUGGCAGAUUCAGCCUUGGUCAACUUCGACAUCUUAUCCUAAGCCCUGGGGCUGCCAGUAAGGGCUAUCAGCUGGAUCGAUACCCGUAUUUGUGCCUUGCAUACAGAGGUCACAUGAACAGGACCCUGGACAUGACUGUUUCUUUCCUAUUUGGCUUCCAAAAUGUCAUGAAGAAUAUCACCUGUGACUGGAGUCUGAUGGAACCCCAUCCUGAGAGCUGGCACUUUACUUGCAUUAACCUCUGGGACACAUGUGUACGUCAUUCUGAGGAGGUCCAGUCUUCUCUGGCAAACACCCCAUUGCUGGUUCAUCGGAUCGACAUCGUCCCUGUGGUUCCAGAGGCAGGCUUGCUCUAUGUGGAUGAAAUUAUUCUUGCAGAUACCAACGUAACAGUUUCUCAAGCCGAUUCUGGAGUAGCCGGCCCAGGUGGGAAUGUGGUGGAGUCAGUGUCUGUGGUGGGAGUCCCUCCAGUCUACAGCAUAGCCUCUUGGUUGGCAGGAUGUGGCUCAGAACUCCCUCUCAUCACUGCAUGCUAUGUGCCCACCCAGGGGACAGGCGAAGGAUCGGAACUGAUUGAGGUGACAGCGAAAAGACUCCAGAGGACAAGCCCACCUUUGGGAGGACACUUCUCCCUCCACCUCUCUGAUACAGUGAUACCUGAUGUUCCGGUGCAUGUGUCUGCCAGACAGCUUCAUAAGCUACUGCAGGACAAUGCUGAUGAGUCCACAUCUGGAUAUCUCAAUGCCGAUGACUUCACUGUGACAGAGGAUCUAAAUUCCUGCUAUGAACAUGUGUGGACUCUUUCCUGGACCACUCAGAUUGGGGAUUUGCCCAAUUUCAUCAGGGUCUCCGAUCAAAAUCUUACGGGGUUGAAUCCCACCGUAACUGCUCGUGUAGUAUACGAUGGCGGGGUUUUCCUUGGGCCCAUUCUCGGAGACACGUUGGCUACUGCCAACCAGCAGACUCAGGUGACUGUACAAGUGAAUGGCAUACCAGCCCAUUGUUCAGGCUCCUGCUCUUUCCAAUACCAGCGGGCGUCAACUCCCAGCGUGGACUGUGUGUGGUAUUCCCUUGGUAGUGAUGUCAACCUGCUGGUUCAUUUUACUGGAACUGGUUUCCCUAGAGAUGCCCAGUUCUUACAGGUCACGGUGAACAACACGAGUUGUGAAGUUAUUUUCUCAAAUGAAACCAACGUUGCCUGUGAGCUUGCCCUACUACCAGUUGGAGUGCACCGGGUUUUUAUGCUGGUGAGACCUUCGGGCCUUGCUCUUAAUGCCAGUGGAGAAGGCCUCUUCCUACAUGUGGAACCCAGGCUGGAUGCUGUGGAGCCUUCUACAGGCGCAGAGAUUGGAGGAUGGUGGGUUACCCUCCGAGGCUCUAGUCUAGAAGGCGUUAGCCUGGUGUUAUUUGGAACUCGGUCGUGUGUCAUCGAUGUCAUUAGAAGCAAUUCGCAACAGAUUCAAUGCAAAGUCCCACCUAGGGGGAAAGAUGGAUACACUGUGAAUGUGACUGUGAUCAAUGGGGACCACUCCACAGUUCUUGCCAGAGCAUUUACUUAUGUCUCCUCUUUAAAUCCAGUGAUUGUGUCUUUGAGCAGAAAUAGAAGCAACAUAGCAGGAGGUGAGAUGCUGUUCCUUGGGAUGACACUGAUGGUGAACUAUACAGAUCUGAAUGUGCAAAUCUACAUUCAGAACACUUCUGCUCAGGUCCUUGCAAAGACGGCAUGGGGACUGGAGGUGCUGUUGCCUCCGUUGCUGCCUGGCAUCCAUGUGAUUUCAGCAUUCAUCAAUGGAAUCAGCAUUCGUUCACAAGGGGUUGAUCUCCACAUCCAGUACCUCACUGAAGUUUUCAGCAUGGAACCUUGCUCUGGGUCUCUCUUGGGUGGAACUAUCCUCAGAUUCUCAGGAGCAGGACUGGGCAGAGACCCAGCUCUGAUUCGGGUGCUUGUGGACAACCGUCCUUGUGAUACUGUGAAGUUAACAGAAGUGAACAUUUGGUGUGAGACUCCCCGAGUCGUACUACCACCCAGAGCAGAUGUUCUCACUGUCCCAGUAUCUGUGGAGAUCUGGGCUGGCAACACUUCCUUGGUGGGGAAGGUCUUUAUCUUCACAUAUGAAGCAGCGGCAACUCCAGUGGUCACUGCUAUGUGGGGUGAACUCAUGGACAACAGUGUAAGGUUUUACGUGGAAGGAAAUAACCUCUCUGACUCAGUCAUUCUUUUGGGAUCCUUGAAAUGUGACCUUCAAGUGCAAUUGUUUGGCGAUAACAUGAACCUGUCUGGGUGCUCCCUUCUUCUCCACAGUUUGGAAGCCGGGGUCUAUGCUCUCCAAGUUCGUCACAAGAGGAUGGGGUUUGCCAAUAUGUCUGCGGUGCCUCAGAAGUUUGAGCUGUCACCCCAGAUUAUCGACAUCUUCCCAACACAUGGUUCUAUAUGUGGUGGGACAGUGCUUACUGUGAAGGGCACGGCUUUCAGGUCCAAAAGGAGGUCUGUUCAUGUUGACCUUUCAGGUCCUUUUACGUGCGUGAUUUUGAGUUUGGGAGAUCACACAGUCCUAUGCCAGACCAAGUUUGUGGGUGAUCAGUUUUCUGAAACAUCACUGGCUCUAAACAUCACAGUUCUGGUCAACGGGCUGACCAGCAAGUGUGAGGGGAACUGUACUCUCUUCAUGGAGGAAGCAACAACUCCUAUUGUGAAUGCGUUGACUAUAAGCAUCAGUGGCUCUCUAACCACAGUGCUGAUGAGUGGCCAGAGGUUAGGCUCUGCUGGUGAGCCAACAGCCUUUGUGGAUGGUCAACUUCCUUGCCACACAACUUUCUUUAAUACCAGCUACGUGGCAUGCCAGAUGAGAGAUUUGGCCCCGGGGUUCCACUAUCUGUCAGCUGUUCGUACAAGUGCUGGAUAUGCUUGCCUCAAUAGUGUUUCUAGAAACUUCUUCGUUGUGCCUCAGGUGUUUGAUUAUUUUCCUAAGGAUUUUAGCAUCCAUGGUGGAAGUCUCUUGACUAUAAAAGGCACAACCCUUCGAGGAUGGAAAACUACAUUUGUCUAUGUUGGCCAGCAGGCUUGUCUAACAGUGAACAUCAGUUCUGAGUUCAUCCAGUGCAUUGUUCCCGCAGGAAAUGGCUCUGCUGCUCUGGAAAUAGAUGUAGAUGGAGUUUUAUAUCACAUGGGCUUUGUUGACUACAGCAGCAUCUUUACCCCAGAAUUGCUUUCCGUUUCACAGAGUCAUGACAUCUUGACCUUUACAGUGGCCCGCAUCUCAGGGGCUGCAAAUGUUGACAUUCUUAUCGGGACGUCACCGUGUCUAGAUGUUGCCGGUAACCAUACGAUUCUCCGGUGCAUGGUCCCUCUGCUUCCUGCUGGGGAGUAUGCUGUCACAGGUUAUGACCACAGCAGAGGAUGGGCCUCAUCCUCUCUCAUUCUCAUGCUGAGAGCCACUGUGACCUCAGUGACUGAGAACUAUGGCUGCCUGGGUGGAAGGCUUUUGCAUGUGCUCGGAGCAGGAUUUUCUCCAGGGAACAUCUCAGCUGCUGUAUGUGGUGCUCCGUGCCAAGUCUUGGCUAAUGCGACAGUGUCUGCCUUCAGCUGCUUGGUUCUGCCCCUCGAUGCGUCCUUGGCUUUCCUCUGUGACCUGAGGCAUGCAGAAGACAGCUGUGGAGUUAGCAGGCCCACCUACUUGCAAUGUGACUUGACUGUCUCCGUGGGGACGGAGAGACUGCCCGGAUCCUGGCCUUACGUCUACCUUUGUGAAGAGAGUUCCCAGGGCCUCUUCGUACCAGAUCACCAGAUCUUCCUGUCCUUCUCAGGCCUCUUCCUCAGCCCUAAAGUGGAAAGAGAUGAAGUUCUCAUCUAUAAUAGCUCCUGUAACAUUACCAUGGAAACUGAGGCAGAGAUGGAGUGCGAGACGCCUAAUCAGCCAAUUACCGCCAAGAUUACUGAAAUACAGAAAAGCCGGGGCCAGAACACUCAGGGCAACUUUUCCUUCCAAUUCUGCCGAAGGUGGUCCAGGCCUCACAGUUGGUUUCCUCAUAGAGUGCCACAAGAUGGCGACAAUGUCACAGUGGAGACCAGUCACCUGCUACUGCUAGAUGUGAAUACAAGUCUCCUGAACUCCCUGCACAUUAAAGGUGGCAAGCUGAUUUUCAUGGAGCCAGGACCCAUUGAUCUCAGAGCCCAUUCCAUCCUAAUUACAGAUGGUGGAGAGCUCCAUAUUGGAUCUGAGGACAAGCCUUUCCAAGGCAAAGCUCGGAUCAAACUCUAUGGAAGUGUCCACUCCACUUCCUUCUUUCCCUAUGGAGUCAAGUUCCUGGCUGUGAGGAAUGGAACUCUUUCUCUGCAUGGUUCUGUUCCAGAAGUUACUUUUACCUAUCUUCGAGCAGCUGCACGUGCAGGAGACACCGUGUUGGCUCUGGAGGAGGCCGUGGCUUGGCACCCUGGGGAUGAGGCUGUCAUUAGCAGUGGAGUGACUGUAGAAGGUGCUGAAGCAACAGAAGAGGUGGUUGUUGUAGAAACUGUCCACGAUGCGGACCUCCAUCUCAGGAACCCCCUGAGAUACUCCUACAACUUCACAGAAAACUGGGUAACUGGAGCGAAUCAUAUUUUGAAGGCUACAGUGGCUCUCCUCAGCAGGAACAUUAUCAUCCAAGGAAAUCUCACUCUCGAGAGGGUAAAGCUUCUUGAUUCAUGCCAGGAGGCCGGUGCUGCUGAAGGUAACCUGAAGCAUUGUUUAUAUUCUAAGAGUGAGAAGAUGCUGGGAGCCAGGAAUCUGGGGGCCAGAGUUAUCAUUCAGUCCUUCCCAGAGGAACCCAGCUUGGUCAAGCUGAAGGGAGUGCAGUUCCGAGACCUGGGACAAGCCUUCCAUAAGCAUCGAAGCUCACUCACCCUGGUGGGAGCUAUGAGAGGUUCUUAUCUCCACAGCUGUUCAGUGUGGGGCUCCUUCAGCAGAGGCCUCAGCAUACACAGGACCUGGGGCCUGAAAGUGGAAAGUAAUAUAUUCUAUAAGAUUCUAGGUCAUGCCCUACUGGUGGGGUCCUACAUGGACAGAAGGUUUAGCACUAGUGAGGCUGUUAUUCAAAGAAAAACUGGUUGGUGGGAAGAGGGAAGUAUGAUAAGAAACAAUGUGAUCAUCAGUGUUUCUGGGGCCGAGGGACUGUCCAGUUCUGAAAUGUUGGCACCAGCUGGCGUCUACACUUUCAGUCCCACCAGUGUGAUUGAGGGCAACAGAGUGUGUACAGCUGGUUAUGGCUAUGUUCUCCACCUUGUGACCAGCCAAACAAUGCAAGCUCCACUAUUCUCAUUCAACUGGAAUACUGCUCAUUCUUGUACAAGAUAUGGUCUCCUUGUAUAUCCUGAAUUUCAACCGCCUUGGAAUAAUGACACUGGCUUCACUCUGUUUCAAAACUUCAUGGUUUGGGGAAGUGCUGGUGGUGCCCAGAUUUUUAGAAGUAACAAUCUGCACCUGAGAAACUUCCAAGUUUAUGCAUGCAGAGACUUUGGGAUUGACAUUUUGGAAAGUGACACGAACACUUUGGUUACUGACAGCUUCUUACUAGGUCACUUCACCCACGAGGGAAGUCUAUGUAUGUCAGCUGGGAUCAAAACUCCCAAAAGAUGGGGACUGACGAUUUCUAACACAACUUUCGUUAAUUUUGAUCUCAACUGUGUGGCCAUCAGAACCUGUUCUGGCUGUUCCCAAGGACAGGGUGGAUUUCCUGUCAAGACCAGGCAAUUGAAGUUUGUCAACUCUUCAAAUUUAGUAGCAUUUCCUUUUCCUCAUGCAGCAGUUUUGCAAGACUUAGACGGGUCCCUGUCUGGGAAAAAUGGAUCUCAUGUUCUUGCUUCUAUGGAAACCCUCUCAGACACAUGUUUGACCAAUGCAAGCUUCAGCCAGAUUGUCUCUGGCAGCGUCUGUGGGGAAGCUGUUCUCUUCCAUCGUAUGUCUAUUGGUUUAGCUAAGAACCUUGACGUUCCUAAGAAUUUAACCAUGACUGACAUCAGAAAUAAGACAAUCACUGUCAAUUAUGUGGAUGACACAUUGUCUAACUCUUAUGGCUGGAUGGCUCUACUCUUGGACCAAGAGACCUACUUGCUGCAGUUCGAGGGCCCUUGGACAGACGGGUCUUUGCAGUACUCAGCAACCUUUGACAACUUUGCCCCUGGAAAUUACCUCCUGCUAAUGCACAGGGACCUACUACCUUAUCCCGACAUUCUCCUCAGAUGUGGGAGUCGGGUGGGCCAGUCACUUCCCUCUCAUCCUUUGCCGAGUCGAGACGGAGCCUGUGAUUGGUUCUUCCACAGGCAGUUAAGGCAGCUCACCUACCUGGUUUCAGGGGAAGGUCAAGUUCACGUAUUCCUCCAGGUGAAGCCUGGUGCACCUCCAACUGUUUCAGCUUCUACAUCUGUAUCUGAAUCAGCUUUAAAAUGGUCCCUUCCUGAAACAUGGCAAGAUGUUGAAAAAGGCUGGGGAGGAUACAACCACACCAUCCCGGGACCCGGUGAUGACGUUUUGAUUUUACCCAACAAGACGGUUCUUGUGGAUACUGAUCUCCCCGUGCUUAGAUGCCUCUAUGUGAUGGGUACCUUAGAAUUCCCUGUGGACAGAAGCAACGUUCUGAGUGUGGCGUGCUUACUCAUUGCAGGAGGGGAGCUUAAAGUAGGUACUAUGGAAAACCCCUUAGGAAAAGACCAAAGACUUCUGAUACUCCUUAGAGCCUCAGAAGAAGUCUUCUGUGACCGUUUUGACGGAAUACGUGUUGACCCUGGAACAAUUGGAGUUUAUGGGAAACUUCGCCUUCACAGCGCAUAUCCUAAGAAAUCCUGGGUACACCUUGGAGCUGACAUUGCCCUGGGAAAUGAGAGGAUUAUAGUACAUGAUGCAGUCGAUUGGCAGCCCCGUGACAAAAUCGUCCUCAGCUCUUCUUCUUAUGAGCCUCAUGAGGCAGAGGUCCUCACUGUGAAGGAAGUCAAGGACCAUCACAUCAGGAUCUAUGAACGUCUAAAACACAGGCACAUUGGAAGUGCCCACACCCUGGAGGAUAGUCGACAGAUUUGUUUGGCUGCUGAGGUUGGAUUGUUGACCAGAAACAUUAGAAUUCAGUCUGACUCAUCCUGUAGAGGGAGACUCCUUGUGGGGUCCUUCAGGAAAUCUAGCGGAGAAGAGUUUUCUGGUAUUCUUCAACUUCUAAAUGUAGAAAUUCAAAACAUGGGGUCACCACUGUAUGCAUCUAUUGAAUUCACUGGUGUGUCAACUGGAUCCUGGGUUAUAUCUUCUACUGUACAUCAAAGCUGCACUGUGGGCAUCCAUGCAUCUUCUAGUCGUGGGAUGGUCUUAAAUGACAACAUAGUGUUUGGCACAAAAGGCCAUGGAAUCGAUGUGGAGGGUCAGAACUAUUCUCUCACCAAUAACCUUGUCAUUCUGUCAAUGCAGUCAGCAAACUCCCUUCCUUGGGUGGCAGGAAUCAAAGUGAACUAUGCCGAAGAUAUCAUUCUCCACGGCAAUGUGGUGGCAGGAUCUGAGAGACUUGGCUUUCAUGUCCGUGGCCAUGGGUGCUCCUCUGAAGUGCUUUGGUCUGACAAUGUGGUUCACUCAAGCCUCCAUGGCAUUCACCUCUACAAGAAACAUGAACCUAAUAACUGUACUGGUGUCUCUGGAUUUCUGGCUUUUAAGAACUUUGACUAUGGUGCCAUGGUUCAGACAGAGAAUAGUGUGGACAUACAGAAUAUCACUCUGGUAGAUAAUACUGUUGGUCUUUUGGCCAUCUCGUAUGUAUCUUCUGCUCCACUGAGAUCUGGCAGCACUGUACAGAUUACUCUUAGGAAUUCAGUCAUCGUAGCCACUAGCUCCUCUUUUGACUGCAUCCAAGACAGAAAGGCUCCUCAGUCGGCCAACUGGACCUCCACAGAUAGAGCGCCUUCCAAUCCCAGAGGAGGCCGGAUCGGUAUUCUGUGGCCUGUAUCUGCCUCAGAACCAAAUGGAUGGCCCCAGGAGCCAUGGCACAAAGUAAGGGGCGGUCAUUCAGUUCCAGGAAUUAUGAAGCUUCAAGAUGUCACCUUUUCUAGUUUUGUGAAGAGUUGCUAUAGCGACGACCUGGAUGUCUGCAUCCUGACUAAUGAGCACAGCACUGGAAUCAUGUACCCAAUAACAGCAGAGAGGACCAGAAUGCCGAAGAUAAAGGACAAAAACAAGUUCUACUUUCCUCCAUUACAAUCCGGGAAAGACUUAGUGGGAACCAUCUGCCCUGCAUCAUCGGACUGUGAAAUUCCAAGAAAAUACCUCUUCACAGAUCUGGAUGGGAGAACCCUGGGUCUGUCCCCACCAGUUUCUGUGUUUCCAAGGACAGAGGAAGGAUGGACUGGAUCCUUCUUCAACACAGGUAUAUUCAGAGAAGAACAGAAAUGCACAUUUCGAGCCAUGAUCCAGGGCUUCUUCUGUAAGCAGACUGAGCAUGCAGUCCUAAUUCUUGAUAAUGUUGAUGAAACUUGGACAAUCCCCAAAUUCUACCCACUUGUGUCCAUUACUAAUGGCUUUGUGGACACGUUCAGUAUUGUGAAGGACAGUGGUCUAUGCUUUCCCACAACCUCCCCGUCUACUUUUUAUUCCAUCUUACCAACCAGACAAAUGACCAAAGUAUGCUUUCCAGAGCGAACACCCCCAUUCCUGCACUUUUUCCUACUGGCAAACAGAAGAGCUUCCAAGCUCAUCUUGGCUGUGUUCUACAAUGAGAUUCAGAGCCCCUACGUUUUCUUAGACAAGAGCUUUAUUCCACCUACACCAGUAGAAUCAGCAUUUUCACUGUUGGAUGAGGCUGUUGGUGCCAACUAUUUCGACAUCAUGAAUAACCUCUUGUAUGUUGUCCUGCAAGGAGAGGAGGCUGUUGAAAUACGUUCAAGUGUUUCCAUUCAUUUGGCUUUGACAGUGACAUUUUCAGUCCUAGAAAAGGGCUGGGAGAAAGCAAUGCUUGAAAGUCUAAGAGGCUUCUUCCAGAUCGACCGAAACCAAAUCAGACUCACUCUUGAGAUGCCUGGCAACAAAGAGACCUUAAAGGCCAUUGCAAACAGUGAAGGAAAACGAAAGCGCAAUUGCCCAACUGUGACUUGUGCUGUCCCUUCUAGCAGAUAUGUUCAACGCAGACCUCUCAUGGCAGAAAUGGCAUCAUUUAGGAUCACACCAGCAACCACUCUGGAAACUUUCUCAAAGGUGAUUGUCUUUGAAAUCGGUGAUCUGCCAAAUGCAAGGGACAGUGAACUCAUUCAGUCCUUAUCAAGUAACAGAUUACAGAAAUUGGCUCACCAGGUUAUCACUGCUCAACAGACUGGAGUUCUGGAAAAUGUCCUUGGUAUGACUGUUGGGGCCCUACUAGUGGCUCAGUCAGAGGGAGUCACAGGAUAUAGAAAUGCAAGUAGUUUAAUAACUGGAAACCAGAUAUAUACCCGGCCCUCUGUGCUUUCCAUCCUGGUGCAGCCUUCGGAUGGGGAAGUGGGAAUAGAAUUACCGAUUCAGCCACGGCUCAUCUUCCUGGAUGAGAAGAAUGAGAGAGUGGAAGCUUUGGGUCUCCCCUCAGAACCUUGGAUUAUUUCAGUUUCCCUGGAAGGGUCAUCUGAAUCAAUGCUAAAAGGAUGUACCCAGGCAGAAACACAGGAUGGCUAUGUAACCUUCUCCAGAUUGGCUGUCUUGACCUCUGGGUCAAACUGGCACUUAGUUUUUACCGUCACUUUCCCUCCAGGUACUAAUUUAACAGCUCGAUCCAAGACCUUUGCUGUCCUGCCUGUGGCCGGCAAGGAGAGAUCAACUAUCAUCCUGGCCUUGUCCCUGUGCUCAGUGGCAUCUUGGGUGGCUCUGAGUUGUCUCAUUUGCUGCUGGUUUAAAAAAAGCAAAACCAGAAAAAUAAAACCAGAAGACAUAUCUGAAUCCCAGGCUAAGGAACAAAAGAAGAAUACCCAUAUCUCUUCCAAACCCAGAGAACUACAAGUAAAGACAGCAAAAGAAGACGCUUUGAUGGGAGAAGACAUGAGAAUGAAGGUCAUGCAGGGAAGGCAGAACCAGUUUUCCCAACACUCAAUGGAUGGAGUGUCCAAAAGAAAAGUUAGCCGCCGUGCUGUCCCAGAGGAAAGAACAGCUACACCUGCCCUGAAGAUUCCCAGAAUCACCUGUGUCCCAGGAGCUCUUCCUCAGCAGUUGACUCUGCCGGAGCCUGGGAACUGGCAGGAGGCCCAACAGCAGCUGCUUAGAUACCAGCUGGCAGGCCGCGAUCAGCUGCUUCUGUUAUGCCCAGACCUCAGGCAAGAGAGGCAGCAGGGUCAGGAGCCUAGCCAGCUGAACAAAGGGAGUGGCGGCUGCAUGGGGCUGUCUCAAGAGAAGGCCACUUGCGUUCCCACUGAGACCUUCUGCCUGCGCACUGCUCCACCAGAAACUAUCCAGUAA
Molecule: messenger RNA, 12156 nt
Organism: Rattus rattus (black rat)
Lineage: Eukaryota; Metazoa; Chordata; Mammalia; Rodentia; Muridae
Gene: Pkhd1
Product: PKHD1 ciliary IPT domain containing fibrocystin/polyductin
Exons: 66
Coding region: 1-12156 (4051 amino acids)
Source: RefSeq, a predicted model, not a curated record